Messenger RNA from Gossypium arboreum, 1161 nucleotides. RefSeq names its product transcription factor HEC3-like. Gene Ontology annotation, molecular function: DNA-binding transcription factor activity; protein dimerization activity. The transcript has a single exon. NCBI's taxonomy places the organism in Eukaryota, Viridiplantae, Streptophyta, Magnoliopsida, Malvales, Malvaceae. The coding region runs from base 389 to 1060 and encodes 223 amino acids. The record is from RefSeq and is a predicted model, not a curated record. Gene Ontology annotation, biological process: regulation of DNA-templated transcription.
ACUAAGAAUACAUCCAAAAAUUCUAGCCAAUCUCUUUUCCCAAAGAAUUUUCUAGUUUUUAAUAUUAUGUAUUGCAUGUUGUUGUAUCAUAUAUAUUGACAUAUUAAUUAUUCAUAUACCCCCAUGCCAUGCUUUCUCAGUUUCCCAACACUUUAGUUAUGACUUAUGGGUCAUCCAAGCUUCUUAAAGCUACAGAAACACCAAAGAAGUGUUUUCUUUUGCCAAUAACCAAACCCUUUAGCAUUGGCUCUUUUAUAGAAAUAAGGGCAACCCUUUAAUGUGUUAAUAUAAUAAGUGCAAACCACUUCCACAAGCCAUUGAGGACACUUUCUCUCUCUUUCACCACCGAAAAGAAAAACCCCAAAAGCUGUUUCUCUCACUCACUUUGAUGGAUAUCAAUCCAGCAUUAAAGCUCCAAACCCACACUUGGAAUCUUGAAAUCCCCAUGGAUGACCAUAUCCUCCAUGACCAACUCCCUUUGAACCCUAUUUGGCCAAGCUUCCCUCUUCAAACCCCUUUCUCCACCUCAACUACUCCCACCCACCUACCUAGUGCAACACCUGUUUACUCAACUCAUCACAACGACCAACUAGGUCACCUUGUUGAAGAGGGGGAAGAACCAGAAGAAGAGUUAAGCGCCAUGAAAGAGAUGUUGUACAAGAUCGCAGCGAUGCAGCCCGUCGACAUCGACCCUUCCACCAUUCGGAAGCCCAAGAGACGCAACGUGCGGAUCAGCGACGAUCCCCAGAGCGUGGCGGCUCGUCACAGGCGCGAGAGGAUAAGCGAAAAGAUCAGAAUUCUUAAAAGACUUGUCCCGGGAGGCACUAAGAUGGACACUGCAUCAAUGCUGGACGAAGCUAUCCGAUAUGUCAAGUUCUUGAAGCGGCAGAUUCUGGAGUUGCAAAGAUCCAAUGAUAACCAGCAGCCGCCACCACCACCACCACCAUACCCUGUGGAGUGGCAAGUUGCACCAAAUAAACCCCUGGGUUCCACCUCGGAGACACAAACAGGCCAUGGAUUCACUUUUGAUGCCAACGGGGGAAAACCCCUUGUGCUUUAAUCAUGAGGUAAAUUUAGUGAUUAAUGGCUUAGCUAUAUUCCUGAACUAAUCAACAUGUAAUUUCUGUAUUAAUGAUAAUAUUAUUAGUGAAGACUAUUAAA